Molecule: messenger RNA, 2538 nt
Organism: Motacilla alba alba
Lineage: Eukaryota; Metazoa; Chordata; Aves; Passeriformes; Motacillidae
Gene: TMEM272
Product: transmembrane protein 272
Exons: 5
Coding region: 393-956 (187 amino acids)
Source: RefSeq, a predicted model, not a curated record
GUGGGGUCCUUUGCUUCCCCCUGCUGUCACCCUGAAACGGCACAGGGUGGGCUGUGGCUCCAGCCAGCCGUGGGAGUGGGGAAACUGAUGAGGAUGGGCUCCGCCGGCAAGCGCUCCCGCAUCCCACAGCUCCCACGGUGCUGCCGUCGAGAGCUGUGAGAGCGGGAGGCCAGCAGGAAUAAAAGCCAGCAAGCCCCCCCUCCGUGCCUCACCGCCCUCGGGCAGAGUCCCAGGGAGCCGAGCAGAGCUCUGGGGUCCCACCGGAGAGGGCUCUCCCAGCUGGCUUGCACUGAAGGCUGGAUUUUGCUGUUCCUCUGCCCCAUCUCCCACACGUGCAGGUGAACGGAUUUGGCAGCCACAGCACUCUCAGGCACUCCAAAAGGCUCACCACCAUGGCUGCUGGCCUGGAGAAAGCCUGCCACCGGUGCAUAUCUAAAAUUGCCAGCAAUGCAUGCUUUAUUUUUGGGCUCCUCGCUUUCCUUGCCUUACCACUGUCCAUGACUUUUAUAGGAAUGAAGUUUUUGGAAGACUGCCCAGUUCAGCCACUGAUUCCCUUAUAUCUGUUGGUGGGUGGCGUGAUUGGCAGCUUAAAGGUGACUCUCCUGCUGUACGACUCAACCAGGAUGAGGCAGCUGCUUUCCAAGUCCGUUGUGAUUGAUGAUGAUGAUGACGAUGAGUAUCCCUGGAGGCAGAAUGCUCACAAGUACUAUGUCCAUCUAACCCUCAGCCUUUUCCUCUUUCUCUGGUUCAUUCUUGGGAACUACUGGGUUUUUUCUGUGUAUCUGCCCAAUUUCAUCCCACCUUUUCAUCAGCCUCAGGAUUACUGUGACAAAACCCUGUACAUUUUUGCUGUUGGUGUUCUCAUUAUUAGCCAUACUGUUCUGUUUCUCCUUAUCUUUUGUAGCUGCUGCAUAUACUGUUUUUCCAGGCAAAGAUUCUCUUCUGAGGAAGACUAAAUGCUAUAUAAAUAAAUCUCCAGAUGUUUGGGAAAGCGUGUGCAACAAAGAACAGGCAAUAAUUCACCCUUGUGUACAUCUUUGUUGUAUGAUAUAUAUGUGUGAUAGCAGUCAACUUCAAGGGGAAAUUAGAAAUACAGUGCCACCUGGAAAUAGCUAUGCUGGAAUACAGCAUAGUCUAUGCAAAAAAUGCUGCUGCAGGUGCCAGGGUGUACUCCUGCUAACUUUUACAUCCCAUUUUUCAACUCUGGAUGUUUCAUCAGGAGUGAGCUCUUGCAGAUGGCAAACUCCUCUAAAACCAGGUCCCCCUUACAUUGUAUAUAGCACAGUACAUCUUUGCCUAUAAAAGUAGCCAUGUUGUUCUCUUCACUGGGAUCUGAACAUCUUUCCCCAUAGUCUUGCCGAGGUUUGCUAUUGUCCCUGCAUUAUAGAUGAGGGAGCUGAGACAAAGGGCUGUAUUCAGGCCACUUUGCAAAGCACAUAGACUCUGUGGACUCUGACAGUAACUGAGAUGCUCACUAGAGAGCUAUUCAGGCCACUGUCAGACUGGCCAGUAAGCAGCUGUGAUAGCAAUACAAGCAUGUACAAAAGGCAGACUGAAUAUGGCCCUCAGGUCUCCUCUGAAUUUGGACUAGAAAGCAUCUAUAUCUAACUUUGUGCCUAAACAUCCAUUUAUAUCGAAUACAUCUAAACUGAGCCAAGGCUGCUUUGCAAGUCUUUGGCAGAACAAAGAGCUGAGCUACUGAGUGUCAGAUUGGUGCUUCAACCAGGGCUCAGCAUUCCCCAGUCGGGGAUACACUUUUUCUAUAGCAGUAAUUUGUCAAUACCACACUAACACAAAGGUUACUGUCAACCACUGGGAUCAAGUUCAUAGAAAAACUGAUGAUGUUACCUUGGUAUUUUGAAUAUAAACCACGACAAUAAGACAUGGGUGGGGAUGUGAGAAUUUCAGGCAGAUGUGUUCUCUACAGCAGUUCUCUGGUUGUGGUGUGAAUGUACAUUUGAUUUGUUCACCUUGGUGCUGUACAUACAGAAAUCUGUACUUAAUGGACAGAUGUAAUGCAAGCAGCUUUUCAGUCAGCAGCAGCAGCUUUAAAAGCACCAGCAUGCAGAGAGACAAUUUUUUUUUGUGACAUGUAAUGGAACAACCCCAGAAGGGGCCCUGGUAGAUUGUUUUUCAUGUGUUGAUGAAUGCAGUGUAAAAGUGCUCUUUCUGCUUUUGCUCUUAUGCACUCAUGUUAAUGUGGUCAAAAUGGAGGGGAUCCCCUCUGGAUGAGCUUGAGAGUGGCCCAAGGCACAGGAAAAGAUGUGUGUAUUGUGUACUUUGUUAAAACCCACACAGCUGAAACUUGUGUUUUAGAGAAACCCAAAAGGGUUAUAAAAUGCCUGUGAGAGGGUGAGAUAUGCAAAAGAGCUCAACAAUAUGCCACAGCUGAACAGGGUCUGUUCAACCAUCCUUCCUGGGACUGAGCCUGAAAGCAGUGUAACAUCUGUGGGAACCACCUGUCUUCAAACAAGAACAUUUAUCUCACCAGCUAUUGUAUAGAUAAGUAAGCCUGCAUUUGGUUUACAAGGAUUUUAA